GGCCGCCGCCAGGUCCUAGCGCCGCCCGGGAUAUCCUCGGAACCCUUUGCGAGGCGGAACCUUUGGCUGCGGUGUUCGUUUCCCCGGACGGAGCGAGUUGGGCGUGGGACGCGGUUUACCGGCCGGGGAGGAGACGACGCAGCGGCGGAGACGCCGAAGAGAGAGGCAGCAUGGCAGCCGAGCAGGGUGGCGGGCCGCUGGGCGCGUGCUUGGAGGCCCUGGGCGCCGCCACGGCCCAGCCCGAGCGCUUCCUCAGUGUUCAGGAUGGACUUGCUGCUGACUUCAGCUCACUAACAAAAAAAUUAUAUGAUUUCCACAAAGCAUUGGAGGCUGAUGUCCUUUCUGGAAGCCCUUUAAAAGAACUGGUGAUAGAGAACUUUGAUGAGGAACAGAUCUGGCAACAGCUAGAACUCCAGAAUAAUGCGAUUCUUGGCUAUUUCAAAAGAACUGUUGCUAGAAAUGUUGAGGAGGAGAACGAGCUUUGCCUUCUCCCAGCCUCGGAAGAGGAUGGGUCUGUUGUAGAUGACAGUGGGAAGCAGACAGAUGAGGAGGACCAGCGGGAAGAAGAGCCAGAUUUCUCCAGUGGUCGCGCUGAUGCGGAAGGCGAGCUUAAAGAAAAUAGAAGUGGACUGAAAGGCCAUCCCUUCAGUGAUGAGGAUUCUGAUAUGGACUUUGACAUUGAUGAAUUAGAGCAGAGGACCCAAAUGUCAAAGACCACUGUGAAAAAAACAGUGGGAGAAAAGUCCAUUGUGGACGAUCGGUUUUUCAAACUGGCUGAGAUGGAGGCUGCUUUGGACACAGCAGAGAAGAAAGAAAACAGGGAGACAGAGGACAGUGAAGAUGAGGGAAUAGAUUAUUUUGAGGAAGUUCUUUCUGAAGAUGAUGAGGAUGAAGAGGAAUUUGGGGAAGCCAAGAUGAAGACCAUUAAAAGUGCUCGUGACCUUAAAUAUAAAGAUUACUUUGAUCCGGUUGACAAUCAUGAAGGCUUCAUGGAAGAACACAAGGACAGGAAAGAUGACCAGAGUGAGGGAGAAGACGACAAAACUGAAGAUGAAGAUCAGGACGAUGGCAUAGUUGAUGAAAUUGACAACAUGAAAGAUGGUGAACCAUCAGAAGAGGAUGAAGAAAACACAGAGACCUCUAAAAGGGUGACAUUCAGUUUGCCAUAUGACAGUGACAUGGAAGAAGAUACAGACACACGCCAGCAGAAAAUCAACAGUUCCCCUAGAGUGAAAUCAUCUUUUGAGAAAAGACAGGAAAAGAUGAGUGAAAAAAUCAAAUCGCUAGAAGAGCAGCUACUAAAGGAAAAGCCUUGGCAACUUAAGGGAGAAGUGACUGGGCAGAAGCGACCUGAAAACAGCCUUUUGGAAGAAAUGCUGCUUUUUGACCACGCAGUCAAAAUGGCUCCUGUGAUCACAGAAGAAACCACUCUUGAUCUGGAAGAGAUCAUCAAGCGAAGGAUAAAAGACCAGGCUUGGGAUGAUGUUGUACGGAAAGUAAAACCAAAAGAAGACCCCUAUGAAUACAAAAAGCGCCUGACUCUGGAUCACGAGAAAAGCAAGUUGAGUCUGGCUGAAAUUUAUGAGCAAGAAUAUUUAAAACUUAACCAGAAAAAAUCUGAAGAGGAAGAAAAACCUGAGCAUAUCGAGAUUCAGAAGAUGAUGGACUCCCUCUUCCUCAAGCUGGAUGCCCUUUCCAAUUUCCACUUCACACCCAAACCACCGGUGCCAGAGGUUAAAGUCGUCUCGAAUCUCCCCGCAAUAAGUAUGGAAGAAGUAGCACCAGUCAGUGUCAGUAAUGCUGCUCUCCUGGCUCCAGAAGAGAUCAAGGAGAAGAACAAAGGUGGAGAUAUGAAAACAGAUGCCGAAAAGACCUCCACAGACAAAAAGAGGGAGCGGCGAAAAAAGAAGCUCGCAAGGCGUAUCAGGCUGAAGGAGAAAGAGAAACGGCAGGGAGUCCUGGAGAAGAGUUCGGAGCAAAGCACCAAACUGAAUAAAAAGGCUUCUGCUGCACAACUGAAGAAGCUAACCAAGGCAGGCAGAACAUCUCUGCUCAAGGAUGAUGGCAAAGACAAGGCUUUGAAGUCCUCCCAAGCGUUCUUCGCUCAGUUGCAAGAUCAAGUGAAAAUGCAAAUUCAAGAUGCAAAGAAAAGCCAGAGGAAACCGAAGAAGCGAGAGCUCUCUGCCCAGAAGCUGAAGCUGUAAUAUAUUAUGCAUGCACUAUUUUGUAUAAAUUAAACUAAGAGGUUUUUUUUCCUAA
Messenger RNA from Hemicordylus capensis (graceful crag lizard), 2259 nucleotides. RefSeq names its product M-phase phosphoprotein 10 (gene MPHOSPH10). Lineage: Eukaryota; Metazoa; Chordata; Lepidosauria; Squamata; Cordylidae. Bases 171 to 2204 code for a protein of 677 amino acids. The record is from RefSeq and is a predicted model, not a curated record. Gene Ontology annotation, cellular component: nucleus; Mpp10 complex; sno(s)RNA-containing ribonucleoprotein complex. The transcript is spliced from 11 exons. Gene Ontology annotation, biological process: rRNA processing.